AUUUUAACAGAGAGAACCCUAAUUUUUAAUCGUGAACUCAACUCUUCUCUGUUCUCUGUGUUUGAACGCCGACGCCUACACUGUCCCUUUUUUUUUGGUCACUCCAAUCGUCGAUCACUCAUAGCUUUUCUCUCGCUAGACUUUAUGUUUAUCUCUCUAAACUCUCUUGCGAAGUCUUUCUUCUUUACUGGAACUUUCACGAAGACGAUCGGUUUUCUCCGCCGUUACAGUUUGACCAGUUUGCGGUGUCGUUGGAAGUGAAGGCAUUUGAAUCUAAUUAGAACUGAAGUGGGUUUUCAAUUUUGGGUUCUUUACUGGUUAAGAAGGAGUUACGUCGGUUACUUAGCAAUUUUUGAGGUUAUUUGGGAAAAGAACAGGAGUUCAGGUAAAAAUUGAAAAUUGGUCGAGGUGGACUGAAAACUGGGUUCCAGUAAGGAGGAAUAUUCUGGUUAUUUGCUGAACAUGGGAUUUAAGAACAGAUUAAUUUUAAAGAAAACAACUUUCGGCUUGCAUGUGUGAGAAUUUGCGUUUUGAAAAAACAAUCUUUAGUACCAACCUUAUUUUGUUGGGGUGGGAAAAACAGUGAAAUAGGGGGGAAGAUUGGUUCGAGGGCAGGGGUACUGCCUGUUGAGGUGCGUGCACUUAUGCCUUCGGUUGGUGGGAUGAGAAGAACUACUAGGAUUUUUGGGACAAGGGUUUUGAGGUCAGGGCGGAGGUUAUCAACUUCAUUUGAGGCUAAGCGGGCAAAGCAUGGGGAUGAGUGGAUUGGGCUUCUUGACAAUGUAGGUGGUGGUGGUGGUGCUGCUGCUGAUGCCACUAGGUGCAAGAAAAAGGGGUGGCUUAAGAAGGAAGUUGCUUUGAACCUUGAAGCUGACGAAAUGAAUAUUGAUGCAGAUAGUAAGUCUAUGGAUGAACAGGAGACACUAGAGGCACCUGUGGUGGAUACUGUUAGUCCGAAAAGCUAUAUAGAUCGGAUGUGGGGACUUGUAUAUACGAGGAAGAGGAAAAGGGUGGACUUGAAAAGGCAUGAUUCUGUGAGAGGAAAAGUGUUAACAGAUGUUAGGAGGUAUGGCAAGCAAUUUAUAAGGAAGAAAAAACAUAGAUCAGCUUAUGCUAAGGAUUCGGAUAAAUCUGAAGAUGGCCAAUUUUCAAGUGACAUUGUUAUUGUAAAUACAUCAUAUGGAAGCGGUUAUUGGGUUUCCUGCCUUUUGAAUUGCAUUUUAAUGUAUUUGAGGAGGUCAACUGUUAGUUUGCAGCAAAUCUUUGGAUUCAUCAACUCAAAACCUCUGAGGGACGUUUGGUCAUUGCAAGGAAUCCUCCUCCUCAAGGAUCAGACUCCCAAGAAAAUCAAAACUGGAGCUUGUGUUAUCUCUGGCGUCAGGUGUUCUGUUCCUGUUUUUACGUUGGACUUUUCUACAGUCCCGUGUUUCUUUUUAUACCUGCACUCAAGCUUGCUUCUCAGAUUUGUUCCCAUGUCAUAUGCAUUAGUCAUGCAACCUACAGUUGCCAUUGAUGAAGUUAUGGUGACUAAUGACAUGGAGAUUGUAUCUCGCCUCACCCCUGUAACUCAGUCUGAAUUGGAUGUGAAUACUCAGUCUGGAUAUGAUGUAGUUGCACCUGGAGCAUAUGAUUCUAAAAAGAUUGAAGUGGUUAACACAACUGUUGGUCUUCCUAAAUCAACUGCCCGGCACUUGCAGCCAAGGAACAGUCGUAAUAUCCAGAAGAGGAGAAGCUCAUUGAGGUCAAUGAGAGGCAGACAUUCUUCCUUUGGCACACAGAAUGCCAGUGGUGUUUUGACUUCCGACAGGUUAAGGUUCAGACGUGAUGGCCUCCGAUUUUCCUCUCGGACACCUCAUUAUGAGCUUAGAAGUUCACGGCAGAAAACUUCCAUGCCAAGCGUCAAAGAACUAAAAUCUGCUUUGGUGGGAUUGACACAGAAUAUAGAGACAGUGAGUUGUUCGGCAAACAUAUUGGUUAUUGAACCAGACAAGUGUUACAGAGAAGAAGGCGCCGUCAUUGGUAUGGAACUUUCUGCUGCAAAACAAUGGAUUCUAGCAGUGAAGAUAGGUGGUGUAAGGAGAUUUAAUCUUACUACUGAAAAAGUUAUGAGGCCAUGUAGUUCCAACCGUGUAACUCAUGACUUAAUAUGGGUUGGGGAUAGUGGUUGGAAGUUAGAGUUUCCAGAUAGGCAAGACUGGUUGAUUUUCAAGGAACUUUACAAAGGAUGUUCUGAUCGCAAUGUACAGCCCCCUGCGGUGAGCAUCAUUCCUGUUCCUGGUGUAAGUGAAGUAUCAGGCUAUGCAGAGAGAAAUCCUCCCGACUUUGCCCGGCCAGUUUCAUACAUCACUGUUAAAGAUGAUGAACUAGCAAGGGCAUUAGCAAGGAGUACAGCUAACUAUGACAUGGAUGGUGAUGAUGAAGAAUGGCUGAGAAACUUUAAUGAUCAGCCUAGUCUGGAAAAUGAUCACCUUUCAACUGACAGCUUCGAGUUGCUGAUUGAUCAUUUUGAGAAAGGCUUCUAUUGUAAUCCAGAUGAUUACUCUGAUGAGAAAGCUGCUGUUAGUAGUUGCCCGAAUAAGGAAAAGAAAGAGAUUGUAGAGGCUGUGUAUAGUUACUGGUCGAAAAAGAGGAAGCAAAACCGGUCUUCCCUGAUAAAAAUUUUCCAGUGUUACCAGCCAAGGAGAACUCAAGUGAUCCCAAAAUCUAUCUUCCGGAAGAAGAGGUCUUUCAAACGGCAAGGAAGCAAAGCUGGUAGAGGCAAACAUCGGCCUUUUCUACCAGCUGUUGUUGCAGAGGAAGAUGCUGUACAGCAACAAAAUGCAGUACUGAAGGUGAAUGAAGCAAAAGCUGCUGCAAACAAGUCGGAGGAUUUGGCAGUUCGGAUGAGACAGAAGGCGCAGCAGCUGAUGGAGAACGCUGAUCUAGCAACUUACAAAGCAAUGAUGGCACUUAGAAUAGCUGAAGCAGCUAAGAUUGCUAAGUCUAAAGAAGCUGUUGCGCCGAUUUUCCUAGGUUAGACGAGUGUCUUUUUUUGGUGUUUCAGUAAAUUCAGGUUGAAAUGGCCAAUUUUUCCCCUUGUUGAAAUCGGAGGAAAGACAGCCUCGUAAUGGCCUUUUUAGAGAAGCCUGUGGAGGUCUCGAAAAUCUUUAACAGGAUUUUGUGUAUAGAUUCUAAUGGGAUGUACAUUCUGUAUCAUUAUUUCUUUAGAUGUUAGCUUAGAUUUGUACAAGGCAAAAAUGUUUCAGAAAAGCAUAACAGAUAUACAAGAUUUUGAGCAUCGUACAUAAUGCUUUUUAUCGUCU
Solanum pennellii is the source of this 3302-nucleotide messenger RNA. RefSeq lists its product as uncharacterized. The coding region runs from base 645 to 3017 and encodes 790 amino acids. Gene Ontology annotation, biological process: regulation of transcription by RNA polymerase II. The transcript has 5 exons. Lineage: Eukaryota; Viridiplantae; Streptophyta; Magnoliopsida; Solanales; Solanaceae. The record is from RefSeq and is a predicted model, not a curated record. Gene Ontology annotation, cellular component: piccolo histone acetyltransferase complex.